Molecule: messenger RNA, 3678 nt
Organism: Dipodomys ordii (Ord's kangaroo rat)
Lineage: Eukaryota; Metazoa; Chordata; Mammalia; Rodentia; Heteromyidae
Gene: Tent4a
Product: PAP associated domain containing 7
Exons: 12
Coding region: 31-1659 (542 amino acids)
Biological process (GO): RNA 3'-end processing
Cellular component (GO): TRAMP complex; nucleolus
Molecular function (GO): mRNA binding; poly(A) RNA polymerase activity
Source: RefSeq, a predicted model, not a curated record
CAUGAGGAAAUAAUUGACUUUUAUAACUUCAUGUCCCCGUGUCCCGAAGAAGCAGCCAUGAGAAGGGAGGUGGUGAAACGGAUCGAAACUGUGGUUAAAGACCUCUGGCCAACGGCAGAUGUGCAGAUAUUUGGCAGCUUUAGUACAGGUCUCUAUCUUCCAACGAGUGACAUAGACCUGGUGGUCUUUGGAAAGUGGGAGCGUCCUCCACUGCAGCUCCUGGAGCAGGCCCUGCGGAAGCACAAUGUGGCUGAGCCAUGCUCCAUCAAAGUCCUUGACAAAGCCACCGUACCGAUAAUAAAGCUCACAGAUCAGGAGACUGAAGUUAAAGUGGACAUCAGUUUUAACAUGGAGACUGGUGUCCGGGCAGCAGAGUUCAUCAAGAACUACAUGAAGAAGUACUCAUUGCUGCCUUACUUGAUUUUAGUAUUGAAACAGUUCCUCCUGCAGAGGGACCUGAAUGAGGUCUUUACAGGCGGAAUCAGCUCGUACAGCCUCAUUUUAAUGGCUAUCAGCUUCCUACAGUUGCAUCCAAGAAUUGAUGCCCGGAGAGCUGAUGAGAACCUUGGAAUGCUUCUUGUAGAAUUUUUUGAACUCUACGGAAGAAAUUUUAAUUACUUGAAGACUGGUAUUAGAAUAAAAGAAGGAGGUGCCUAUAUCGCCAAAGAAGAGAUCAUGAAAGCCAUGACCAGUGGGUACAGACCGUCGAUGCUGUGCAUUGAGGACCCCUUGCUGCCAGGGAAUGAUGUUGGCCGGAGCUCCUAUGGGGCCAUGCAGGUGAAGCAGGUGUUUGACUACGCCUACAUUGUGCUCAGCCAUGCUGUGUCGCCACUUGCCAGAUCCUAUCCCAACAGGGAUUCUGAAAGUACUUUAGGAAGAAUCAUCAAAGUCACUCAGGAGGUGAUCGACUACCGGAGGUGGAUCAAAGAGAAGUGGGGUGGCAGGACCCACCUGUCUCCAGAGCUCGACAACAGGAUUAAGACAAAGGAGCGAAUCGGCACGUGCAAUGGGGAGCAGGCACAGAGCCUGGAGCCCGGCUCACCCUACAGCCAGCGCCUGACUUUGUCCCUGUCCAGUCCCCAGCUCCUCUCCUCGGGCUCUUCCGCUUCUUCCGUGUCCUCACUUUCAGGGAGCGAUAUUGACUCAGACACACCGCCCUGCAGCACACCCAGCGUUUACCAGUUCAGCCUACAAGCACCGACCGCGCUGGUGGCCACCCUACCCACUGCCUUGCCGAUGCCCAGUGGCAAGGCUCAGCCCAGCACUUCCAGAACACUGAUCAUGACAGCCAACAAUCAGACCAGGUUUGCGAUCCCUCCGCCCACCCUCGGGGUGUCCCCGGUUCCCUGCAGACAGGCUGGCGUUGAAGGAACCACCUCCUUGAAGGCUGUCCACCACGUGUCCUCCCCGGCCAUCCCCUCCACGUCCCCCAACCCGCUGUCCAGUCCUCACGUGUACCACAAGCAGCACAACGGCAUGAAACUUUCCAUGAAAGGCUCCCACAGCCACGCCCAGAGCGGUGGCUACAGCUCUGUGGGCAGCGGAGGUGUGCGGCCCCCGGUGGGCAACCGGGGGCACCAUCAGUACAACCGCACCGGCUGGAGGAGGAAAAAGCACGCGCACACGAGGGACAGCCUGCCCGUGAGUCUGAGCAGAUAAUGGCUCCUGUCUGUGUCCGUCCUGGACUGCCCCCGCCCUGGGCACUGCAGGGAACUAAGACCAGCAUCCAGCACCUCAGCCGUGGGCCAGAGCGCCCGCCCCGCCCGCCCGCCCGCCCGCCGCUGAUCACUCUGCAUGUUUCUCUGUGUGGUGGUCGCGUCCAUCUUCCAGAACAGCUCCCCGUGCUCAUCUGUGAAGCCUUAUUCAACACGGACAUGUGUCUGCCCGUCUGCCGGGGGCCGCGCCGUGCGGGUGGGGCGGGUUUGGGAGCACGGGGUGCGUGCUCCGUGGCCCUGCCGUGGCCCCGUGCGUGUCCGCGCUCGGGGCGUGGCGCUUCCGUGGCGGGCCUGUCGCGGGGGUCGGCCCCUCCUGGCGCUCUUGCGUUCCUGCUGGGGAGGCCGGUCAGAGGCCAUCGUUUUACUGCCCUCACAUCUUGUUUGAAACUCUGGAACUGUUUUUCUAUGUAAAUAUUGAAAACUUAUGAUUUGUGCAAUAACUCAGAUAUUUUUUAUUUAAUUUCAUAUUUUCACAUAAGUUAUAUUUAAGGGAGGAGGGAAUUUUUUUUUAAACAAGCGUAGAUCCUUUCCCAAGUUGCAUUUUCUAAGUUGGGUUCAUCAUGUUGGCUGGUUGUCUGACGGGCAUCAUCGCAAACACCGUAACGCGAGGGUCUGGGCUUUAUUUUGUGUCUUUUCUUUUGGUCAGAUGUGCGGAAGGAGCGGCGUGGCCUGGGUGGGUCUCGGAGCCCCGAGGCAGGCCGCGGGCUGAGGGGCUGUUCUGACCAGGAGUUCUGCUGUUUUGGUUCUUUUAAACUAGACAACAAAUCCAGCAUUUAAAGUGCCAGAAGUAUAACUCUCUAAGGGGAGGAAAGGUUGUUAGAUCUUUAAGCAAAAUGUGAACUUGGAAGCGCUCGGCUCCGCGGAGUCGCGUGGCGUGGCGUGGCGGGCCGGCGUGGCGCCCGGAAGGCGCGCCCAGUUUUAGGAAUGUGGAGAAAGGAAUUCUGUUGAUUCCGUGGAGGAAUCUGCAUAGCAGUAUGCAUUCGUUCUGUUAAGAGCAACUAUUCCCGAAGUACCUCCACUGCUCGGGGCAGGCGGGGAGUAUCUUCACGUAUCGCAGGAGAGCACAGCCCCGCGUGGGCCCAGGAGCGUCCGAAGCAUACCGGUAUCCUAUGCAAGUGUAUUCUGCCACAACAACCACUGUCUUUCUUACCUUUUUCUGAACAAGAAUAUAUCCAUCCUGCCGAACCCUGAAUGUUCAGAGCACUAUGGUUGUCCCGGGAGUUGGUUGCAUCUUGCAGGCCCUCUGACGUCCUGUUUUGAAAACGGGGGGUCUGGCCCUGCUAAACACUACAGGUAGGUUGGUGUUGGAAGUCCGCUAGCGGAGAGCGCGGAGAUCAGAGGCUGGAGGCCCUGCCCCCGAACGGCGUGCGGCAGUGGCUGUCCUCGCCGGGCGCCGGGGGCUGUGGCCACCGGCACAGCAAGCUGUGCGCGGGGCCGCCGCUCCAAGCGGGGCCCCUCCAUCUUCUACCCGAGCAGUCCGGCUGUUUACGGACCUCGGGCGCCUGGAGGCCUCGCAGAGCGGAGCCGCACGCGUGCACACAUGCGGGGUCUGUAGUCGAGAGGAUUAGAGUCAUCCAAAAUAUUUAAAAAUAUUUAAAUCGUGAACCUAUUGAUAAAGCAUAUUUAUCAACACUGAUCCUUAGGCCUGUACUAAUCUCUACACAUUAGCAAUAUUGACUGUAAACCUGCGAAAGGAAGCCACUGCGGGCCCAGGCGCGUGCCCGCGGCAUGUAGGUGUGCGUUUUAAAGGUUGUUCCCUAGACACAGGUACCAUGUCCAUUCCUGUCACGGUGAACCAAAUGAAUUGGCCUGGCUACCACGGCAGUGUGCGCUGCAGGUUUCACAGAGUUACCAUGUUCCGAUUUAUGUGUGAGUGUGUGGACAACAAUGUGGAAGCUAAAAUUGACAUAUUUUUAUGUAAAGUUUUUCUAUUCUUUGAUUUUUAAUAAACUUUGAAAAUCAG